Monoraphidium neglectum is the source of this 1005-nucleotide messenger RNA. RefSeq lists its product as hypothetical. The record is from RefSeq and is a predicted model, not a curated record. The transcript has 7 exons. Gene Ontology annotation, biological process: lipid metabolic process. Lineage: Eukaryota; Viridiplantae; Chlorophyta; Chlorophyceae; Sphaeropleales; Selenastraceae. Bases 1 to 1005 code for a protein of 334 amino acids.
AUGAGCAAGCUGGAAGAAGCGAAGGGUCUGCAUGGCGGUGGAGAUACAGGGCCGGCGCUGUCAGCUCAUGCGCCGGCAAGCGCUCCUCGGGCGGGUGGCGCUGCACCCGACGGGGCGACCAGCACCCUGCAGGCCCUCUUUGAGGCAGUGGUUGCAGCCCUAGAGAAGGCCGGCCUCGGCGAUACCCUCGACGCCGCCGCGGCCGCCACCGCCGGCCCCCGCGCCACCGCCGCCAGCACCAUCGGCGCGGCGCGCGCGACCGCGGCCACGGCGGCGGGCACCGUGUACACCACGGCAGCGAGUGCGGCCGAGCUGGCUCGCGAAACGGCAGCCUCCGCGGUCGGCGCCGCACGCACCACGGUCGCCUCCGCCGCCGACACAGCAUACGCCACCGCCGCCGCCGCCGCCGGCACGGCGCGCGCCGGUGCGGGCGCCGCUGCCGCCGCGCCCGGCCGGGCGCUCGGCGCGGCCGGCGCGGCUGGCGGCAUGGAGCGCCAGGUCGAGGCGCUGGACGGCAGCCACGUGGGCGACGCUGACCUGGUGCGCUCCCUGCUGCACUACGCUGACGCGGCCGACUGCGCCUACCCGGACAGGUUUCCCGACAUAAAGCUGCGCGGCGUGGUGGCGAGGGACGAGGACGUCUUGUUCCACAGCAAGGAGGCAGCAAAGGGCCAGCCGGCCUUUUACAUCGCGCGCGAUCGCGAGCGCCGGGCGAUUUCCUGGGUCAUCUGCGGCCCUGAGAGCACCUCGGAGGCCCUGGCUGACCUGGCCGGGGGCUCGGCGCCUCUGCCCGGCGGCGGCUACGCGCACGCGGUGCGUGGGGCACUCGACGCCCUGGCGGCACACCCAGGCUACGGGCUCGUGCUGGCCGGCCACUCAGCCGGCGCAGGUGUCGCGGCCCUGGUGGCCCGCGUGCUGACCACCAACCCCGAGCUCAUUGCUAAGCUGGGGGCCGCCAAGGUGGAGGCCUUCUGCAUCUCGCCCCCGGCAGUCGUCUCCUCGUGA